Mucor mucedo is the source of this 564-nucleotide messenger RNA. RefSeq lists its product as uncharacterized. The record is from RefSeq and is a predicted model, not a curated record. NCBI's taxonomy places the organism in Eukaryota, Fungi, Mucoromycota, Mucoromycetes, Mucorales, Mucoraceae. The coding region runs from base 1 to 564 and encodes 187 amino acids. The transcript is spliced from 2 exons.
AUGGCAAAACAAAAUUGGCCAUUUACAGUGGGGAGACCCAAAGAUGUCCGGGAGGUGUUUUACAGUGCAAAAAUUCAUAAAAAUCCAUUGGAUAUAUCCCGGCCAAAUAAGUGGAAGCCACUUCCGUAUGAAGAAGAUAAGUCUAAGGUUCCGCUGGUAGUCUUUGGGGAAGGAAUGUUUGGAAAAAACCUGGUUAAGCUGAAGGGCAUGACUGGGGUUAUGUGGAGAUCAUUAAAAAAACGCGAAGCUGCAGGUGAAUUGAUCGCUAUCACGAUUGUCGAAUAUGAAACAUCCAAAGUAUACAGUCAAAGUUAUUUUGAUGACCUGAAGGUGAUUAAAACGCCUGGCUUUAAGGGUAGUAAAGUUCUUUGCUGCCAAAAAUGUGAAAAGGUGUGGCAAAGGGACGUGAAUGCUGCCAGAAAUAUGAUGAUAAUCUCAAAGGCGAUUUGGUUAGGCGAAGGAAGACCAGAGGUUUCUAAACUAAAAAAACUAAACAAUAAGCCUAAUAUGUUCUCAUUAUCGUAUCGCCGUAUCAAACAUGCUUUCCUUUCAAUUAAGGAUUAA